UAUAGUGUUGAUCAGUUAACAUAAUAAGAACUCUAACACUUGACUCGUGAAAACUGCUCGUAGGUCGUAGAGAACUUUCCUAUGAAUUAGUUGCGAGGUAUAUUAUUGAGAAUAUUUUUUGUGCAGUCCUCCAUUACCGUAAACUGUAGGUCCUGUAAACAGCCUAGACACUUCGACUCGUAGUGGAGUGAAGACUGUGACAAUGUACAUGAGAUUAUGAAAACUUCAGUGAAAGUUUUAUUUAAGGUCAAGAUUAAAUUUCAGUAUUAACAGGCUCUCAUAGAUGACACGCUGCGAGAGGGAACAAUACACGUUUAUUAAUUUUGUAAAAUUUAAGGAAUAUAAAAAGAAGAGAGAAUGAAAAUUAUGUACAUUUAAAACUGACUCAAUUGCACUGACGGACCGACUAAUCCCCUAUUGUGAAACACAGGUCUACAGAAACUGUAACUAAGAAGCAGGUUAAUAGUAGCACGAUUUAGUGAAUAAAGUAUGAGGUAACGUGAAGGAUUUGGCAGGCUGUGGGACGGAAGAAAAAUGACAGCAUGUUUUGUGUGGCAGAAGUUGAAUAGCCUGUGACGAUUAACUGACUGUCAGUUGUCAGGCUUGAUCGGAAUGGCAAACGCUGAAAUUGAUGCGAAGAAAAUCAAGCACCUUUAUCGUUCUCUUGAUUCGACUCUAUCUGUUCUACGAAAAGAGGAGUUUGCUAAUCUCCAAGAAGUGAAAGAUUUGUUGUCAACGUUCGAUACCUGUUAUCAGAGAAGCAAAAAGACAGAUUCGUACCAAAACAAGACUUUUAUCGUACUUGAAGGUCUGGAUGGAUCAGGUAAAACAACGAUAGCGAAGAAACUUGCGACAGCCCUUCAUGGAGUGAGGUGUAAAACACCACCAACAGUAUUGCAGACACUGAGGGCUAAAUUUGAUACACAUCCACCCAUUCUCCGAAGAGCGUAUUAUUCCCUAGGAAACUAUGUAUCAGCAAAAGAGAUUGAAGAGACACUAAAAUACAGUUCAGUGAUUCUCGACAGGUUCUAUCACAGUACAGCAGUUUUUACAAUUGCAACAGACAUGUACGAAGCUGGAUUCGGUAAGGAUGGGCUACCUCCACAUGGAGAUCCAGUAUAUCAAUGGCCACAAGAUCUCAAACCCAUCCCUGAUGUGAUUUUCUAUUUGGAUGUGAAGGAACAUGUACGAUCACAAAGACUUUCUAAGAGGAUACAAAUUACGGCUGAGGAAGAGCAAAUGGCAUCAAGUACAGAGUUCAGAGCUUUGUUGAAGGAGACAUAUUUAAGAAUGGCAGAACCUGCUGUGACCGUUAUUAAUUCUAAUCAACCUGUAAAACUGGUUGUAAGUGACAUUCUAGAUUUCAUGAGGGCCAAAAUGAUGAUAUAGCACAUAUUUCUGAUGACAUUUAUUUGAAUAUCCAGUAUAAAACAGAGGUAAAAUUCGGUCAUGAAAGGAGCAGAAUAAGAUAUCCAACAGUACCCUAGUUUUUUAAAUAUGGCUAAGUUUCACAAGGUAAUACAGUGUGACAAAGGUAGUAAAAAAGGGAAGAAAAAUUUAGAAAUAUUGGAUGAAGAGGGAUACAUAGUGUGCUCAUGAGAAUAAAUUACUUUCAGACUUCUGAAGUGUAAACCCAGUACACAGAAAAACAUAAUAAUUUGUGUGUAGUA
Schistocerca nitens (vagrant locust) is the source of this 1670-nucleotide messenger RNA. Its product is annotated as UMP-CMP kinase 2, mitochondrial-like. The record is from RefSeq and is a predicted model, not a curated record. NCBI's taxonomy places the organism in Eukaryota, Metazoa, Arthropoda, Insecta, Orthoptera, Acrididae. Gene Ontology annotation, molecular function: ATP binding; dTMP kinase activity. The transcript has 6 exons. Gene Ontology annotation, biological process: dTTP biosynthetic process; dUDP biosynthetic process; dTDP biosynthetic process. The coding region runs from base 613 to 1389 and encodes 258 amino acids. Gene Ontology annotation, cellular component: mitochondrion; cytoplasm.